Messenger RNA from Pelmatolapia mariae (spotted tilapia), 6640 nucleotides. RefSeq names its product copine-8. Gene Ontology annotation, cellular component: plasma membrane. Gene Ontology annotation, molecular function: calcium-dependent phospholipid binding. Lineage: Eukaryota; Metazoa; Chordata; Actinopteri; Cichliformes; Cichlidae. Bases 95 to 1789 code for a protein of 564 amino acids. The record is from RefSeq and is a predicted model, not a curated record. The transcript is spliced from 20 exons. Gene Ontology annotation, biological process: cellular response to calcium ion.
AACACAGUUUCUCGCUAUCCUCCUUCAGCGCUCGUAAAAAGGGGCAGGACCGCAGUAAAAGGGGAAAAGGAAAAGGAGGAAAAAAAUCGACAGGAUGAACAACAGUUUCCUAAGCAUGGCGUCGAUAGUAGAUUUCGACCCGCUCAACCCUUCUGUUCCUGCAACCAAAGUUGAAAUCACGGUGUCCUGCAGAAACCUGCUGGAUAGGGACACCUUCUCCAAAUCAGACCCAAUAUGUGUUCUCUACACACAAGCCAUGGGCAACAGGGAGUGGAGAGAGUUUGGCAGAACAGAGGUGAUUGACAACACGCUAAACCCAGACUUUGUUCGGAAAUUCAUUUUGGACUACUUCUUUGAAGAGCGACAGAACCUCCGGUUUGACCUGUAUGAUGUCGAUUCGAAGAGUGCCAACCUGUCGAAACACGACUUUCUCGGCCAAGCCCACUGUACUCUGGGAGAGGUAGUCGGAUCGUUGGGCAGUCGCUUGGAAAAACCUCUUGGAGGCAUUCCAGGGAAGAAAUGCGGGACCAUUAUUGUGAAAGCUGAGGAGCUGAACAACUGCAGGGAAUCAGUGAUGAUGCAGUUCUGUGGAAACAAGUUGGACAAAAAGGAUUUCUUUGGCAAAUCCGACCCCUUCCUGGUCUUCUACAGGAGCAACGAGGACGGCACGUUUACCAUCUGCCAUAAGACAGAGGUGGUGAAGAAUACACUGAACCCCGUUUGGCAGGCUUUUAAAAUCCCCGUUCGUGCUCUUUGCAACGGUGAUUAUGACAGAACAAUCAAGAUCGAGGUGUACGACUGGGACAGAGACGGCAGUCAUGACUUUAUUGGAGAAUUUAGCACCAGCUACAGAGAACUGUCCAGAGGACAGAGCCAGUUCAACGUCUAUGAGGUGGUAAAUCCAAAGAAGAAAGGAAAGAAGAAAAAAUACCUCAACUCUGGAACAGUAACCCUCCUGUCAUUCCUGGUGGACACUGAAGUCACCUUCCUGGACUACAUCAAAGGAGGGACCCAGAUUAACUUCACCGUGGCCAUCGACUUCACAGCUUCCAAUGGUAACCCAGCCCAGCCCACCUCACUCCACUACAUGAGCCCCUACCAGUUGAAUGCCUACGCCAUGGCUCUGAAGGCAGUCGGAGAGAUAAUUCAGGACUACGACAGUGAUAAGAUGUUCCCCGCACUUGGCUUUGGAGCCAAACUGCCACCUGAUGGACGGGUGUCCCAUGAGUUUGCUCUGAACGGGAACCCUCAGAACCCAUAUUGUGCAGGGAUUGAUGGUGUAAUGGAAGCCUACUACCAGAGUCUUAAGUCGGUUCAGCUUUAUGGCCCCACUAACUUCUCUCCUGUUAUCAACCAUGUGGCCAGAUACGCAGCAUCUGUGAAGGAUGGCUCUCAGUACUUUGUGCUCCUCAUCAUCACAGACGGGGUCAUCUCAGACAUGGCCCAGACCAAGGAAUCUAUUGUCAAUGCCUCCUGCCUGCCGAUGUCAAUUAUCAUUGUGGGAGUAGGGCCUGCAGAAUUUGAUGCCAUGGUUGAAUUAGACGGUGAUGAAGUCAGAAUCUCUUCUAGAGGAAGAUACGCCGAGAGGGACAUCGUUCAGUUUGUCCCGUUCAGGGACUACAUCGAUCGUACGGGGAACCACAUCCUAAGCAUGGCCCGGCUCGCCAAAGAUGUCUUGGCUGAGAUUCCAGACCAGUUCCUCUCCUACAUGCGGACCCGUGGGAUAAAGCCUUCACCGGCGCCGCCUCCAUACACACCACCUGGGCAACCCAUCCAAACCCAGAUCUGAGGAGCAAGGCUGGAAAAGGUUUUGGAGUCAGGGGUUCGCUGAACUUGUCACGCGAAAUACUUCCAUUUCCUUAAAGCCGCUCUCCAUGCCUUGUGGUUGUGGAUCACAGUGGUCUUUCUUGUGUUCAGAAAGCUGCAUGCCGGGCCAGGAGAGUGAUGCUUUUGAGGGCAGGAAAAGAAAAUGAGAGUCUGUUUACUUCCACUGUCAAGCAUUCCUGUUAUUGUCUGGAUUUUUUUUUUUUUUACCUGCUUAUUUUAUGCUUGGAAAGAUUUUGAAGAAAGUUCAGAGAGUCUCAAUUCAAAUUGUGGCAGAAAUAAGAAAGAAAUGAAGGAAAGCAGUAUAAAACGGCUGAUCUUACUUUUUAAAGAGAAUGUCUCCAGACAAAUGAAAGAGUUACUUGAUCUUAAAUGAGCAGUAAUUUCACUUGUAAAUAACUGGACAUAUACAACUUCUUCUUUCUUUCUCUUUCUCUCCAAAUCACUCAUUGUUUACAGUAAAUGCUAACGAGGAUUUUUACUGUUGAUACUUUUAUAUAGUUUCAAUAUGAAGCUUGUAAUACUCUCUUUCUUUCUUUCUCUCUCCUGGCAUCCAUGCCAGGUAGCAGCAGUGCAGGUCCUGGUAGCCCUUCUGUACCGUACUGUACUGUGCUGUACUGUACCGUACUGUAUUCUAGUGUUUGUAUUAAACUUUUGCAUGAGUGUAGCCUCAGUCAACUGCAUGCAUAUAGUGGCCCUGCACUACCUCUUUUAUCCAUCUGUCUGUCUGUGGGGGAUGAGUGUCUGUCUGCCAGUAUCUUCAUUCGUCUAUCUUCUUCAACCUUAUCUGUCCAUCUCUCUCAAUCCUUUCUUUUCUACAUUUGUCACUUUUAGCUGUCUUUCCAUCCAGCCUUUUUUAGCUAGUUUAAUUGAAAAAACAGAAUUUUAUGCUAAUCAGAAAUAAGAAGGAUUUUAUUUAGUUAUUUAUUUUUUUUAUUUUUUUGUUCAAGUAAUAUAAUGACCUUCAUACAGGAUUUAACUUGACUGGAAAUUAUUUAAAAAACCUAGACUCUCUGUUCAUCCUAAAGAAAUGUACGCUAAAUACUCAAGGAACAGCACAGUUGGUUAGCUAACACGCAUCUUUGAUAAAGAUUGAAAACUCCCAUGUUAACGUGUAACGUUGUUAUACAUUUAAAGUCACAAAAAAAAGAAAAAGUAUCAUUAAAAACAAAUUAUAUUUACCACCAAUUAGUGACUGUUAAUAUGCUUACACGCCAAGGCGGUGAGUAUCUCAAAUAGCUUAAUUGCUAGCCAUUAGCAUGCUAGCAUUAUCAUUGUGAACAUGCUAGCAGCCUUAAUGUUAGCAUUUUAAAAGAAUGAUGCUGUUAGCAUGACUGUGAAGUCAACAAAAAAUUAAAAUGUGGCUAAUAUUAGCUACAUAUUAGGUUUUUACAUAUUUUGACCCUAUUAUUUUUUACUUAUCAAUCCCCCAUCCAAGCUCAAUGAAGAUCCUUUUGGCUGUUUAUGUAGCACUACUUGAGAGUUGAAUGGAAACAUGGCUACCCUGUCUCUCUGUGUCUGUCUUUCCGCUACAAACUGCCUUGGCAGCAGGAUGCGCACGUGCCCAGGGGUUUUGUCUCAUCGUGUUGUCACAUAUUCCUGCCCAAUGUGUAAAACAAUAGCAGCUGCUCUCAAACAAAAUACUGUUUGAGCAAAAAGAGCCCAGUGGUCAAAAAUGCAGAGAAAAACACAUUUUCCCUAUAUUUUUUCUUUGCGUGGGUGUAGUGUGUUUGUACUUGAGUGCAUUUUUAUUACACCUUUAGCUUUGAUACAGCUUUGUUUUUACGAUGUGUAUUUAUAUGUGCUAAUCAUAUGAACGAGGAUGACGCAUGCAAGUUGUAUUCACCGUUUCGACAAGUUUCCAAUUUAAAGUCUUCUAUUUUUGUCACAAGUGUGUGUGAAUGCGGAGAUUUGGAUUGAGAUAUGGAUGUCGAUUGAAAUAACCUUUUAAAACAACAGUAGAUACAAUAUUUAAAUUAAGUGGGAAUGCAACAUUUUAAUAUUCAUGUGCUAUCUCCAUCUCCUUGUAAAAAGGAGUAACCAUGAAAGCAACACUAAAAAAUAAAUAAAUAAAAAAUUGUAACUGGAAUUUUUUACAUACUUUGGAAUACUAUACAUUGCACCGCAGCCUCACGGUAGUUUGAGAAAUAGUCACAAAUUCUUUUGAUUUGUGUUUCUGGAUACUAAUUUUACGGUUGUUUCACGUUCCCCAACAGGACUUUUCACAAUAUUAUUUUUGUAUCCAGUGACAUAUAUACAAAGAAAAUUUUCAUUUACUAAUUUUAAAAGGCAAACGAGUUUGCAUUAAAAUACAAUUGUUACUAAGUUGUCUGAACCACAGGUGCUGCAGGCGCAAAAUAGUUACAUAAUUCGUACAGUUUAUCACUCAAAAAAAACAAAAAAACAAAAACGAAACAAAAGAAAAUAGUUUGUGUCUAGGAACAUGAACAAACUAUUUUUUGUGACAAUUUUACAUUUUGCUGUGAGACUGGACUGUACAUUGCUGCAUUUCUUAUUGCAUUCUCACAUUUCUCUUUCUUUUUUACAGUCUUCCCCAUGUAUUGUCACCGUAGCAGAAACUCCAUUUCGCUGAAUUUAUCAAAUGAAUGUGUGUGUACUGGUUUAGGCUUCUUGUGGCCAACUGCUCAGUUGAAAGCAUAAAUAAGCAUAAUAAUUCAACAUUAAGAGCUCAUUGCCUAGACAGGGCACCUCUAUGCUCGUUCUAUGUCACCUAAUCAGUCCCUGCAGAGCAAACAGAGACAUAGUUAGCACCUGAUCAAACCCUAGGUGGACCUCAAGGUCAUCACAGCAUGAUACAUUGCAAAAUCCUGGACUAAGCUGUUGGAGCAGAUAGAAUUUGUUUGCUAUAGCCGGUUGCUGAAAAGACAGAAAAGUUCCCUGAACUACUAGAGCAAGAAACGCUCUUUGCAAAUACCAGGACUGCCUAUAAAUACAGCUUUUCAUCAGUAGUUGAAACACUACGGUUUAAAAAUCUAACCUAAAAGGAGUGAUAGAGAGGCAAAUGUGAAUAAACCUUUUCAACAGGUCACUUAUAUAUUUCCAUUCUUUUUUCUUUCUUUUUUUUUUUGCCUUGUCUCUGGUGACAGCUGUGGACCAAGCAAUUUUAAAAAAACAAUAUUGCUUCUUUAAACUCCACACAAACAUCCACUUAGACUUAAGGUGGAACUGCGUGGUUAAAGGUCAAACACACUGUGACCUGUGAAUACACUUUUGGCCAUAUAAUUCAUACUUAAAAAAUACCACCAACAACAAAUGUUUCAUAAUGGGAAUAAAUGAUGAUUUUUUAUAUCCAAAGUGUCAAAAGUCAACUUUAUUGUGAUAUAAUGUUUUCUAGCAAAAACACUUUUGACCAUUAUUCAGUGCCAAACAGGGAGAUGAUGAGUCAGAUACUGAUUUGAUGAUCCUAAUAGAAGUUGCCCACCUGUUAGAUUCCUUGCAGAUAUGCUACAGGCUGUACAUAAUAUGAGUCUGGACACACAUGGAUGUAAACUACAACUUGAAUUGUUUGCAGACUACAACAACAGCUUGGCUUUAAUCCCAAUUUCAGUUGGCUGCCCAGAUUUAAACCCAUGCUAUUUGAACAACAAACUACCUCUUGUAGUCACACGUUCAUCAUUAAAAACUUUCCAGGUUGGAAAAUACAUCUGUUCCCUAAUUUUAAUUUCACCAAAUUUCAUGAAAAGACCAGCCAAUAUGGGUAAAAUUGUCAAUUAUGAGCUGAUUUAAAUACUUGAUGUUGUCACCAUAAUCUAAAACGUUAUGAAAUUCAGGUAAAUGUGUCAUUUAAAUUCCUCAUUUAUAGUUAAACUUGUUUUUUUCUCUGAUUUUAGGAUUUUAGGCCAUUUUUCUCGUUGUUUGUUUACUGAUGAACAAACAACAAAACCCAACAAAAAGUUGCUGGACCUGGUUUAGUGAAAUUCAGGAUAGAAACUUUCAACUUUUUAAAAUCAAACCAGGUUUGAAACGCAGACAUUUGAAUGUAGAAUUGAAUUUGAAGCUCUGGAAAUUGGAAAACUUGAAAUUUUCUUGCUAGACUUUGAAAAAACAGAAAACUACAAAUUCAAGCCAUUCAAAUUCCAAUAUUUCAAAUUAAGCACUACUUUUACUUUUCAUUUUCUUACUUUGGAAUAAUAUGUAAGUAAGGAUCAUAUUUUCGGACCUUUCUCAGCUUCCAUACAGUUUUUGUUUUGCCACGGCUCACUAACUUUGACAAGCCUCGUGAAGCCACAAGUGUGUAUAUGUGUGAACGCAUUUGAUGUAUACUGCGCGAACGUGAGCGUGCGUUUGUGUGUGUGCGCGCGUGUGCCUGUGAGGCGCCUUUUCUAAGCGUGUUUUAUUAGAUCAUGUGAGGUGUUAACACACGUAAGAUCUUUGUUUACUAAAGAUAUCCAAAUAAUGUAUCGUAUGCUCGUCAUAUCUUCUUAAUAAUGUGCACUAUGUUUGCAUGUACAGUUUUACAAAGGAUGCACCAGUUCCUUUUGUUGAAAACUGAGUGUUUUGAAAUAUACGAAUCUAUAUGAAAAUUAACUGUACAAAAUGGCCUUAAAUCUUUGACUGAUCUUUUUGGAAUUGUGCGAUGCCUUCUUCUGGAAAAUGAACUGUUCAAAGGAACUGAUCGUUAUCUACUUUGUGUCAGUGUUUCUAUUGCUUUCUAGUGUGUUUUCUUUGCACAAGCUCAAUAAUGGAAAAAAAAUUCUUGUACUUUUUUGAGACCGUGAUUAAUCAGAGAAAGCAUGGUUGAAGUACUGACUGUCUGAUAAUACAUAUAACAGAUGACUAUUUCUGUAUUGAACUA